This is a messenger RNA of Ectocarpus sp. CCAP 1310/34, 3252 nucleotides long. The record is from the annotation of a GenBank genome assembly. NCBI's taxonomy places the organism in Eukaryota, Phaeophyceae, Ectocarpales, Ectocarpaceae.
CCCGAGAAAUUGUCAUGGACGCCGGUUUGAAUCCGGUUUCAGACGACGGCGGUGGUAGUGCUCUCGGGCAAACGGCGGCUGGGGAUAUUGAUCUGAUGGGAGCAAAGAGCAAUGAGCUCUUGUUCGCGCAGGCGAUGGACCCUACCCCGCCAAAUGGGGAAGCGGUGGGGUUGAUUCUCGACAUCAAUCCUCUUGACCCGGCGGUGAUCGCUGUUGUUGGUGCCGUCGUCGUGUGUCUUGUUGCCGCGACAUGGUAUAGGCGCAAGCCCAGCAAGACCUCUCGAGCAACAACGACUCUCGCUACGGGCGGCAGUGCAGGGACGGUAUCAGCAGCGACCGACCGCACGUCUUCACCGGUGAUUCAAUCGCGGUACAGUACCCGAGGACAUGGCGUCCGCACGCCGGAAAGCCGCAGAUCGGCUCGCCGUGCAUCGUCUCCCGCUUCGGCUAACCGUUCGUCGCCGCCGGGGAAGGUGACGAUUCUCACUCCCCAACAGCUUGCACUCUGCGAGGUGUUGUACGACGUUUUCAACGGGGUGGUGCCGUCGCGCGGCAUCGAGAGCAAGGCAGUCCAGGAGUUCGAUCUUUCGACCGCUGACAUUAGACGGCAGUUCAAGAACAUCCAGCGGGAACGAGAGCUGGACCGUGGAAACGCCUCCUCCUCCGACAACAACGGCAGCGGUGCUCCGCCGAGCUCGCCGACGCCCUGCCCCGCGGCGCAGUCGCGCCUAACGCGGCCCUCGACUCGCCGCGCUUCCAUCGCGGCUGCUGCUGCUGACACCAAACAGCAACCGGAAGCAGGCAAGAAACCCUCUUUCAGGGCGAAGAAGGGCUCUCGAAUUCCUGUCCCAGGCAAGCAGACAGCAGCAGCAGCAGCAGCAGCAGCAGCAGCAGCAGCUGCCACCACCGCUCCGUCCACCAAGAAGCCGCCGGUAUCCCCGAGAUCGACGCCAGUCAAGCGCGGCGCGGCGGCGAGGCCGGGCACGGCGGGCGGCGGCGGCGGCAGCUGCGGCUCGUCCGCGCGCGCAGCGAAACGCGCGGCACCGUCGUCUCCAUCCGGAAGGUCGGCGGCUUCGGAUCUACCGUCAUCUCCGCCCGAGUCUCCCAUGCGGACGCGCGGCAGGAACAACAGGACCGCGUCCGUGCGCAUCGGCUCUCCGAAAUCUGCGCCGACGAAGCGAGCGGCGGCGGCUGCUUCUUCCCCUAGAAGCGGCAGCGGAGGCACGCCUUCGAAGAGGGGAAAACCUUCGGUUCUCGAGAUCGCUAGGCGCGAGGUUCAGCAGCAGAUCGUCGACGUUGCCAGCACCCGUGCAAGCAGCCUACGGGCGCGGAGAAGCAGCAGGAGCAACACCAACACCGCCACGCGUCGCGGGAGCAAGUCCUAAGAAUGAACGGUGCACCACAUCAUCUACAUGCUGGUAGCCGUGGAGCUAGCUCCUUCCUAUGUGCACACCUUUGCUAGAUGGACGGGAUGCCGUAAGGUUAUUCCUUCGCUUCGAUGGUGUUGCUUAAAUUCGUACUGGAUUUAGGGGGUCCUGUCCUCUCCACAGUUGUUGAUCCGCGUUUAUUUUCCUGCAGGACUUGAGGUGAAGGUCUGUACCGUCCAUGUAGACGGCCAUAUGCUUGUCCGGCUCCUGAAAACGCAAGUUGGCCUUUUCUCUUUGCCGCCCAGCCCGAGACGACAUUCAUUCCAUGUCUCUUUGUUUUUUGUUUUUUUUCUUUCAGCCGGCCAGCUUGACGUUGCCCGCCCCUCCCGGUGGGUGAAAGGCGGGAAGGGAUAUCGUUAGGGUAGACAGACUAGGGAAGACAUUUUGGAGCCACCUUUCGCAAAGUAGAAAGGAGCGAUUGGCCAUCGGUGAUGGGUCCUGUGGGAACAAUGCUCCGUCCUCUCGAGGACGCGUGGUCAAUGGUCUAACCGCUAAGGUAUGCAAAACAUAAGAGUACCCGCCCCCCCGCCCCCGCCCGGUGGGUGCAUGAAGUUUUCGUCGUUGUUUGUCUCUACUUUCAAUAUGGUUCGGUAUACAGCUGUAGAAUGGGUUGAUAUAUCUGGGAAAAUUGUAGUGCACCACGCGGAGUUCUUCAUGUACCGUGUCGCAUGUGUCGUGUGCUCGAUUCGACGGGACUCUAGGGUGUGCUUCAGCUGCAAAAUUGAAAUCUCAUGCGCACGGCCUUGCGAUUCGUAGUGAGCGGGCGCCCUUGGCUCAAUUUCACGCGGAUUUAAAGUUCCGCACCUGUAGUUGUGGUGUAUGUGGACGGAGUCUACGAUGCAUGGCGCAGCUGCCGUUGAGUCUUGCUUGUAAUACCAUUUGUCAAGUCAGUGUAAUUUUCUUGUCUAAGAGCACAAGGGCAUAGUCACACCGGCAGAUACCCCGAAAGCUCAAGUGAGUAAUGUGUCAACUUGGAAAGUUUUUUUUUGUUUCUGUGGCUUCCGCCUAGCGUAUUACGCGUGGACUAGAUCUCCCUGUUUGGCAGUUCUAUUUUUUAGGCGCACGCCACCAUUUAUGUGUGUAAGGAUUCUUGCAGUGUAAUAGGCUUCUGAGCCUCAUUGUAUUAAGGAUAUCGAGGACUUUGGCACGGAGACCUCCCACUGGGAACGACAGUGUAUCAAGUGGCGUACAUGGGAUGCGAGAAGUGAAAACCAUACACCGCCGCCACAUAUACGUGCGCGGGCUACUGCAUGCACGCCAUCAGCUGCAUGGCAACCCGUCCUUUUUCUUGGGGGAAAUUUAAUUUGUUCGUUCAAUUUGGGGGGGAGGGUACGAAUUUUUGUGCAGCAGGUCGACAUACUCUGCGUUCUUCUUAGCAGGGGGUCGAAGAGCAGGAGGGUCAGAGGCGACGGGGGUUGAUGUGUAAAGCUUGUUUGGAAAGAGCAGUAAUGAAUCCCUGACGCCAUUUGUACGUCGCAGUCUGGCUUGAAGAAAACAAAGGUGGGCAGCGUUAGAGCUCAUUUCGAUAUCGGGACAGAAAGAGUAGGUCGGCGUUUCUGCUAUUUACCAGUCUCUAAGAGUCGCAAUUUUCCGAGUCAUUGAGGGGAGGGGGGGAGCAAGCGUAAACCAGGCUUCCAAGGCAUGUAGUAGGUCAUUGGUUGGCGAGCUUGAUGAUGACCUGCUAAAAGUGCCGCAGUUUUGUUGUGGCCGAAAACUGCUCCGCGACCAAACCAGUCAAUACACACAAACCUGUUGUGAAUGGUUGUACUCUAUCUUGUCACGGGCAAGAAGCUGUUAUACGCGCAAUCCUUCGUGAUUUGUCUUU